Cryphonectria parasitica EP155 is the source of this 1872-nucleotide messenger RNA. RefSeq names its product sulfate permease. The record is from RefSeq and is a predicted model, not a curated record. The transcript is spliced from 4 exons. Bases 1 to 1872 code for a protein of 623 amino acids. NCBI's taxonomy places the organism in Eukaryota, Fungi, Ascomycota, Sordariomycetes, Diaporthales, Cryphonectriaceae. Gene Ontology annotation, cellular component: membrane. Gene Ontology annotation, biological process: transmembrane transport. Gene Ontology annotation, molecular function: sulfate transmembrane transporter activity.
AUGUUCGAUCUGCGGAGCGUCAAAGAUCGUGUCAAGUCGGACGCCAACAUCCUGCACGUUUGUCAUUUGGGCAGCAAGGCAGUGCGGUCGACUCCUGCCUUCACUGCGCGCUACCUCGUUGACAAAGUUCCCAUCAUCCAAUGGCUACCGCAAUACAAUCCAAGAUGGAUAGUGAACGACCUUAUCGCCGGCAUCACAAUUGGAGUGCUGCUUGUUCCUCAAAGUCUAGCAUACGCGAAAGUUGCCAAUAUUCCGGAGCAAUAUGGUCUCAUCUCUAGUUGGAUACCCACCGCGCUUUAUACGAUCAUGGGGACAUCCAAAGACUUGACCGCAGGUCCGACAGUUAUAAUGGCCCUACUCACGGGUGACAUCGUGAACGACUUGGUGAAAGAAGGCUAUAGCGAUCACUCAAUCGCAACCGCCGUGGCUUUUUUCGUCGGUGUAUAUUCGAUGGGAGUUGGUAUGCUCAGACUCGGAUGGAUCCUCGACUUCAUACCACUUCCGGUGCUUACAGGAUAUGUUUCCGCCGCGGCGUUGACUAUCGUCAUUGGCCAGGUUCCGACCUUGUUUGGCGAGACAAUCUCAAGCUCUGACACUGGACCGAUCAUCCGCGAAUUCUUCCUCAAGUUGCCUGAGACGCAGUGGCAGUCGUUCCUCGUCGGGUGGUCUGGCGUCCUGCUGCUUUUUCUCUGCCAGUAUUUGGGUCGCAAGUGGGGACAGCGCCACAGAAUCAUCUGGUUUCUGUCCAUCACUAGAAACGCCAUUGCUUUACUGCUCUUCACUGGAAUUAGCUAUGCUGUCAAUCACGGUCGCGCGAGCCCGGUGUUCCCGAUCGCGAAGACGGUCGGAACUGGCAUUAAAGCACCGUCCGUGCCCGAUAUGGCUCUGCUAGCCAGAGUGACGGGCAAAGCGGUAGCUGUGUGGCUUGCAGCGGCUCUUGAACAUGUCGCGAUUGGCAAAGCCUUUGGUCGCAGACAUAAAUAUGCCAUCGAUCAGAGCCAAGAAUUGACCUAUAUUGGAGUAGCUAACUUCCUCGGAAGCUUUUUCUCGGCGAUGCCUAUCACCGGCGGGUUUUCUCGCACGGCAGUCAACUCAGAAUCGGGCGUCAAGAGUCCGCUUGGAGGCCUCGUCACCACAGCCUGCGUGUUGGUUAGUAUAUACACACUGACGGGUGCCUUUUACUGGAUUCCGAAGGCCACACUGUCAGCAGUGAUAGUCACUGCAGUCUGGCCUAUCAUCAUCGGCCCUGCAACGUUCUGGAAGUAUUGGAAGAUCUCGUUCAUCGACUUCGUCGCCAGUCAGCUCUCGUUCUGGGUCACAUUGUUCGUUUCGGUGGAGGUCGGAAUCGCGACUGGCGUCGCUUUCAGUAUCGUUUACGUCCUUUUGCGGAUCACGUUCAGUCAAGCAACAUUGGUGACUUCUGCAAACAUCCCGUCCUUGUAUCCUGAAGGUGCCCGAGGAACUGCGACCACGAUACCAGAAGAUACGCUGAUCUUUCGUCUCAAUGACGCUGUCUUGUUCCCUAAUGCUUAUCGUCUCAAGUCGCAGAUUGUCGACACUGUCACUGCUCUCCAUGCUCCAGACUUGGGAGAGAUGGAAGCCUCCAUCCACGAGCGACUAUGGAACGAAAGCCGGAAGCAAAAUCCAAUUAGCUCUACAGAGAGUCGUGCGCCUUUGAGAGUGCUCGUUCUUGAUGUCUCUGGUCUGAAUUACAUUGAUUCCACGGGCAUGCAGAUGCUGCUGGACUUGAAGGCAGCUUUGCUUGAAUUUGCCGGCAGUGGCUUAUUGAUCGAAUUCGUGGGGGUUCAUGAUGGCAUUAGACAAAAGUUCGAUCGCGCGAAUUGGCAACUACAGACUCGAGAAUUGCAAUAA